Molecule: messenger RNA, 2671 nt
Organism: Eublepharis macularius
Lineage: Eukaryota; Metazoa; Chordata; Lepidosauria; Squamata; Eublepharidae
Gene: FLI1
Product: Fli-1 proto-oncogene, ETS transcription factor
Exons: 9
Coding region: 135-1502 (455 amino acids)
Biological process (GO): cell differentiation; regulation of transcription by RNA polymerase II
Cellular component (GO): nucleus
Molecular function (GO): DNA-binding transcription factor activity, RNA polymerase II-specific; sequence-specific DNA binding
Source: RefSeq, a predicted model, not a curated record
ACUCAAAAGCGCAAUCGGCGGCCGGAGGCUGGGGGGGAAAGUUGGGGGGGCUUGCAGGGGGUUUCGUUCGGGUGCCAAAGCUCAACCGGGUCAAUGUGUGGACUAUUGGGGCGCCCGGCGGGGAAUCCUUCUCAAUGGACGGAACCAUUAAGGAGGCUCUCUCAGUGGUGAGCGAAGAUCAAUCCCUGUUUGAUUCCACCUACGGAGCUGCUGCUCACCUUCCCAAACCAGACAUGACGGCCUCAGGGAACCCCGAUUAUGGACAACCGCACAAAAUCAACCCUUUACCUCCCCAACAGGAAUGGAUCAAUCAGCCAGUUCGGGUGAACGUGAAGAGGGAAUAUGAUCAUAUGAAUGGAUCAAGGGAGUCUCCAGUGGAUUGCAGCGUUAGCAAAUGCAACAAGUUGGUCGGUGCAGGGACAGAGUCCAACCCCUUGAAUUAUGGCACCUACAUGGAUGAGAAGAACGGCCCUCCUCCCCCCAACAUGACAACCAAUGAGAGGAGAGUCAUUGUCCCAGCAGAUCCCACAUUAUGGACCCAGGAGCAUGUCCACCAGUGGCUGGAAUGGGCAAUAAAAGAAUAUGGUUUAAUGGAGAUCGACACCAACCUUUUCCAGAACAUGGACGGCAAGGAGCUAUGCAAAAUGAACAAGGAUGAUUUCCUCCGGACCACGUCUCUCUACAACACGGAAGUCCUGCUGUCUCACCUCAGUUACCUCAGGGAAAGUAGCUCAUUGCUGUCUUACAACACACCAGCCCACACAGAGCCUUCCUCCCGACUCAGUACCAAAGAAGAUGCCUCUUAUGAUGCUGUCAGAAGAUCAGGAUGGGGCAAUAACAUGAAUUCCAGCCACAACAAAAGUCCACCGUUGGGAGGGACACAAAAUGUGAGCAAAAAUUCAGACCAGCAGCGGCCCCAGCCAGAUCCUUACCAGAUUUUAGGACCAACCAGCAGCCGUUUAGCUAACCCAGGGAGCGGACAGAUCCAGCUAUGGCAGUUUCUGCUUGAGUUACUGUCGGACAGCUCCAAUGCCAGCUGCAUCACAUGGGAAGGAACUAAUGGGGAAUUUAAGAUGACGGACCCUGACGAGGUGGCCAGGCGUUGGGGGGAACGCAAGAGCAAACCCAACAUGAAUUAUGACAAGCUGAGCCGAGCCCUCCGAUACUACUACGACAAGAACAUCAUGACCAAAGUACAUGGCAAGAGGUAUGCCUAUAAAUUUGACUUUCAUGGCAUUGCUCAAGCACUUCAGCCUCACCCGACUGAGUCGUCAAUGUACAAAUAUCCCUCGGAUCUGUCCUACAUGCCUUCGUAUCACGCACACCAGCAGAAAGUGAACUUUGUGCCUCCACAUCCUUCUUCUAUGCCCGUCACUUCUUCCAGUUUCUUUGGAGCCGCAUCACCAUAUUGGACUUCCCCCACAGGGAGCAUCUACCCAAAUCCCAACGUACCACGUCAUCCAAACUCCCAUAUGCCAUCACAUUUGGGCAGCUACUAUUAGAUGCUUUUUCACCUUCCGUGGCCUUUCUCAGUCCAAUUGGUUGUUCUCUUCCCUUCUUGGAUAUCUAUGGACUUUUUGGUGGACUUUCGUCUUUUUGUUGGGGAGAAAGCUGAAAAACUGGAUAUUAUUGUUAUUAUUUUUAUUAUUAUUAUUAUUAUUAUUGGAGUAAACCUUUUUUAUUUUUGUAACUGCUUCUUCAAUCCUGAAUGGGCAGGUGGAUUUUCUGAUGGGCCAGUACUAUAAAUAUAUAUAUAUUAUUUUUUGGUUCCAAGCCGUAUAUCCUCUAUUGGACUAAGUCAAAUGCUUUACAGAUCUGUUUGGGUUAUCCUCACGAUCUUAACAAACGAUGGAAAGCAUUAUCAAAGUCAAGAAAAAAAGAAGACCUGCGGGCCCUAGAAGAUUUGUGCUUGUUUGCUCCAGACAAAUGACAAGUUUUUUCUGGUUUGGGGGAAGCGGAAAGAAGAUUCAAAUAUUGUCUGAGGAGGACCUGGUUUGGAGAAUCCAACUGGAAUCUAAGCUUUAAAGCUGACGAAGGCUCGUCUUUUCACCCAACUGGAAAAAAGAAAUACAUAUAUAUAUAUAUAUAUAUAUAUUCAUAUAAAUAAAUAUGUAUAUAUUAAGGCUAUCAAGGGCAUUGAAGGGACCUGUCUAGAGUGUGCAUUGUGUUUGUGUGUGUGUGUGUUUUUAAAAAAACUCCAGAAACAUCCAAGACCCGGGGGCGGGGUCACAAUGCAUCGAGGGCAGAUUUUCUUAUGAAUGCAAAAUGGGACUAAUAUGAAUGACAGCUGCUUCCAGCGCUUUGCUUACAGUGCUGGGAGUUGCAAAAAAACCCACAACCGAUUCACGAACGCUGUGCGUUUGUCAGACAGCCACUCAGAGGGUCAACCGAACCAGAAGGCAACUUACUGUAUAAAUUAUGCAGAUUUAUGUUUUUACCUAUAUCUCACAGUGUUAAGAAAAAGAUAAAAAUAAAACGAGUUGACCUCGGUCACAAAUACAAGUUGUUUGGGUUUUGUUUUGUUUUUUACUAUCAGAUACGUUGUUGGUUUUUUAAAUGUAAUUUGUACAUCUUUUCUAUCUGUACAUUUGGGUUUCAGCUUUGUAAUUUUUUUGCUAAAAAAAUAAAGUUUUAAAAAAGGAAAAUGUAUGUAAUGUCUCCGUUGGUGGAA